AUGUUAUUAACAAUGGAACACGAAUGCAAAGCUCAAUUUGAAUUAUUCCCAAAUCCCGAACGUAUUGAUAAGGUUGAAGAAAGUAUGAAUAAUUUAGAAACUGUUGUACGUGAACGUAAUGAAGCUUAUUACAAAUUAGAAGUUGGAGAAUCUGCAGAAAGACCUGGACAAUUAGUUACUAAUUUAUUGGGGUUGAACUUUUUUUAUCGUAAAUUUGAACAUUUAAUACCAAAAUUUUUGAAUAAACAAUGGAGAGAUAAACAUACGUUUAAUGUUGUUAAUGGAAACAUUGAGAAAUUCCAAAGGUUAUAUAGAGAAAAAUUACAUAAUGCUAAUAGAAAAAGUAGAAAUCGGGAUCGUAACCAUGUGAUGCAUCUGAUGAAGCGUUAUCCAAAUAUGGACAUGGAAGCUGUCAAACAACAAUAUCCUUCUGUAGACAUUGAAAAAAUAAAAAGCUAUCAUAAAGUCAGAGGACAUUAUGUACCUUAA
Macrosiphum euphorbiae (potato aphid) is the source of this 489-nucleotide messenger RNA. NCBI's taxonomy places the organism in Eukaryota, Metazoa, Arthropoda, Insecta, Hemiptera, Aphididae. The record is from the annotation of a GenBank genome assembly.